Aspergillus tanneri is the source of this 1356-nucleotide messenger RNA. RefSeq names its product FAD-dependent oxidoreductase. The coding region runs from base 1 to 1356 and encodes 451 amino acids. The record is from RefSeq and is a predicted model, not a curated record. Gene Ontology annotation, molecular function: FAD binding. The transcript has 4 exons. NCBI's taxonomy places the organism in Eukaryota, Fungi, Ascomycota, Eurotiomycetes, Eurotiales, Aspergillaceae.
AUGGACUCUUUACACCAUCCCUUCAAAGUCCUCAUUGUCGGAGGUGGUAUAUGCGGUCUAUCUCUAGCACUUAUGCUCCAAGAAGCGGGCAUUGAUUUCCAGCUCUUCGAAGCAUACCCUGAAGUCACACCAGCGGUGGGCGCUGGCAUCGCGCUGUUACCGAAUGGAAAUCGCAUUCUCGACCAACUUGGUUGCUACGAGGAGAUGCUGCGGAACGCAGGUCAUGCCAUUAACGCUGUGUGUAUCCGAGGGCCGGACGGCGGCCCACUGUGGACUUUUGAGAAAGCUGAUCAGCGAUCGAUUGAGAGACAUGGAUAUCCUAUGUUUUUUUGCGACCGACAGAGGGUUCUGGAUGUUUUGUAUAGCCGUCUUCGGGAUCUGUCCAAGGUUCUCACUAAGAAGCGAGUGGUGAGAAUAGAGCAAACGGAGGAUGAAGCUCAUAUUAUAGUAAAAGAUGGAUCUGUGUAUACCGGUGAUGUUGUCAUUGGGGCAGAUGGGGUAAACUCUGUCGUACGACACGAGUUGAGACGACAUGCAGUCGAAAAGGGCUUGGGUAGUGACUAUGACGAUGAUAACGCCAUGCCCGCCAACUACGCAUGUAUGUUUGGUAUAUCGACCGGCGUCCCGAGGCUCGCAGUAGGACCGAUGCAUUUUGUGUGUAACGAAGGGUUCUCCUACGUCAUAGGAACUGGUUCGAACCGACAGUAUUGGUUUCUCAUAGAGAACCUGGGUAAGACUUAUCGUGGCCAAGAUAUACCGAAGUUCGGCUCGGACGAUCUGGAGCAAAUGGUUCGGAAACACUGGAAUGACCGCCUCACCACUGAGGUAUGUUUUGGAGAACUGUACGAAAGCAGAAAUACUAUCGUGUAUACUCCACUACGAGAAGGCGUCCUGAAGAAUUGGCAUUUUGGGAGGGUAUUGACAAUAGGUGAUGCAAGCCAUAAGUUACUACCGCUCCUUGCACAAGGAGGUAACUCAGCUAUAGAGUCUGCUGCCUGUCUCACAAACUGCUUGUUCGAAGUCUUGAAAUGUUCCAGAUCUGAUCGACUGCCCCUAGAACAGAUCACCGCGGCAUUUAGGAAGUUGCAAAACAUCCGCAUUCCAAGAGUAACCGCCCUUGCCAAAUUGGCCAGUGGCCAGCAGAGACUUGAUGCAAUGAUAACACCAGAGAUAAAGGCUCUUGUCAUGGAGCGAGUCCCAAAAUUGGUGCCAGAGAAUUUUUACGAAAAAUGGCAUGGCAUCUAUGACUCUGCUGUAUCACUAAGUAUGCUUCCUAUGCCGGCACGACCAAGAAAAUCUCUCUACUAUGACGAGAUAAGUCACCCAGGUGUAGAUUUGGGGCGCCCCAAACUGUAG